AUGGCCGAACCUCUCCACGACAGUCCGGCGCCAGCUUCGUCUUCCCCCCGGGGCCCCGAUGCGCCACCCUUGAGCGCGGAUUCCGGUCAAUCGGCGAACUUGGAUAUCCGUCCAGGCCCGCCGGCCAUGUCCGAGGAAUUGAAAGCUCGUCUGGACAAAGUCAUCUACUCAGAUAUCGGCAUUACCACUCUCCUGACCCGGCUGAAACAAAGCGUCGCUUCCGCAAGGGAUUUCUCGACGUUCCUGAAGAAGCGGUCCAGUUUGGAGGAGGAACAUGCGCAAGGACUAAGGAAACUCUCCCGCUCUCUUUACGAUGCCGCGCACCGUUCCGAUAAUCGCCAGGGCACCUACGGCCAGAGCCACAAUGAUUUAAACCGUUUUCAUGACCGCAUGGCCGACCAUGGACUUCAGUUCGCCGUGUCCUUGCAGCAGAUGGCCGACGAUCUGCAUGAGCUGGCAUCGAACAUCGAGCGGGGUCGCAAGCAGUGGAAGCAAACCGGUCUGAAUGCGGAGAAGAGAGUAUUGGAAGCGGAGGCGUCGGCCGAGAAAGCGAAGGCCAAGUACGAGUCCCUGGCGGAGCAAUAUGAUCGCGUCAAGACGGGCGACAAGGCCGGUGGGAAGUUUGGCCUGAAGGGACACAAGUCGGCUGCGCAGCAUGAGGAGGAGCUGCACCGCAAGGUACAAACUGCGGAUUCGGAUUACGCUGCCAAGGUACAAGCGGCGCAGGCAGCUCGACAGGAACUGGUUUCCACCCACCGGCCUCAGGCCGUUCACGCCAUGCAGCAAUUAAUCUCGGAAUGCGAUUCGGGGCUCACGCUGCAGCUGCAGAAAUUUGCUACUUUCAAUGAGAAGCUCCUUCUGGGACAAGGUCUCUCCAUUAGCCCGCUGAAGGAUGGAACCAACACCGCCCUCGCACCGAAGAGUCUCUACGAGGUCAUUCAGACCAUCGACAACCAGAAAGACUACAAUGAGUUCAUCCUGAGCCACGAGAAUAACCCCGCUGCGGUAGCCUCGGAACAAAUAAAAUAUCAACGUCAUCCGACUCUUGGUGGCUCAGCACCCGUCGUCCCGGCCUCUCAGCCCAGCUCGCAAAACAAGCGCAUGUCUAUGCUGCCUCAGUCCUUCUCUACGCAACAGCUCCCUCCAAGCCAACCUUCCUCGCAAUCCCCAGCCCCUAGCAGUCAACCUCAUCCCUACCCCCAGGGACCCGACUCGUACUCUUCGCCUUCGUUCCAACAGCCUCCGUACCCGACCAACUCGGGGCCGCCUGCUCCUGAGAAGGUCCCGUUAGAUGGUGCGCCCUCGGCCCCUCAGCCUAGCCCGCUGCCGCCACCGAGCAAUUCCUUCCAACAACACCUGCCGCCGUUGAAACCGGUCUUUGGGAUCUCCCUCGAUGAACUGUAUGAACGAGAUGGCACCGCGGUUCCUAUGAUUGUCUACCAAUGUUUCCAAGCAAUCGAGCUUUUUGGCCUGGACAUGGAGGGUAUCUACCGUAUCCCCGGCAGUACUAACCACAUUAAUCAGAUGAAAUCGCUCUUCGACAAUGAUUCAUCACAAGUGGACUUCACAAACCCCGAGAAUUUCUACCAUGACGUAAAUAGUGUUGCCGGCUUGCUGAAGCAAUUCUUCCGAGAUCUUCCCGAUCCGUUGUUCACCUCAGCUUUCUACUCGGACUUCAUUAAUGCCGCGCGUAUCGAGGAUGACGUCAAGCGUCGUGACUCGCUGCACGCCCUUGUCAACAACCUCCCCGAUGCACAUUAUGCCACCUUGAGGGCCUUAAUACUCCACCUGAACAAGGUCCAAGAACAUUAUACCCAGAAUCGUAUGAACGCAGGCAACAUUGCCAUUUGCUUUGGUCCUACUCUAUUGAGCGCAAGCACCGGCGGCAACAUCGCCGAUGCAGGCUGGCAGGUCCGUGUCAUCGAGACCGUCCUGGUCAAUACGUUCCAGAUCUUUGAUGACGAUUAG
Molecule: messenger RNA, 1968 nt
Organism: Aspergillus melleus
Lineage: Eukaryota; Fungi; Ascomycota; Eurotiomycetes; Eurotiales; Aspergillaceae
Gene: rgd1
Product: putative Rho GTPase activator (Rgd1)
Exons: 9
Coding region: 1-1968 (655 amino acids)
Biological process (GO): signal transduction; regulation of GTPase activity
Cellular component (GO): cytoplasm
Source: RefSeq, a predicted model, not a curated record